This is a messenger RNA of Scomber japonicus (chub mackerel), 1972 nucleotides long. RefSeq names its product FOS like 1, AP-1 transcription factor subunit a (gene fosl1a). Gene Ontology annotation, biological process: regulation of transcription by RNA polymerase II. The record is from RefSeq and is a predicted model, not a curated record. The transcript is spliced from 4 exons. Gene Ontology annotation, cellular component: nucleus. NCBI's taxonomy places the organism in Eukaryota, Metazoa, Chordata, Actinopteri, Scombriformes, Scombridae. Gene Ontology annotation, molecular function: DNA-binding transcription factor activity, RNA polymerase II-specific; RNA polymerase II cis-regulatory region sequence-specific DNA binding. Bases 192 to 1229 code for a protein of 345 amino acids.
AGGUGGUAUUUCCUUCCUUGUUCCCCCAUCAGGACGUGCCUGUUUGGACUUACCCAUUUACCGCAAUAAGGUGGGCUUGCCCAGAGUUUGAAUUGACACACGAGUCUCAUCUCGAAAGUAGUUUCGCGAGAGCCUGAAGGCGAUAUAGCCGUAUUUGGAGCCAAUUUUUCUGUUUUAUUUAAGAAGAAAGGAUGUUUCGAAACUUUGGGAGCCACGGACGAGACAACCCGGCGUACACAGGAGGAGCGCCUGGGUCAAACACGGUAUCUCUGGGAAGCACCAGCACUUCCACGACACAACAGGAGCAGAAAUUUACCAUGGCUGGCAGUCAAUUUGUACCAAGCCUCAAUGCCAUCACAACCAACCAAGACCUCCAAUGGCUGGUCCAGCCCUCCCUCAUGCAUCCACCAGGUCCCUCACAAUCUCCAGUACCUCCUUACCCUUCCCUGUCAGUAGCACGGCCACUGGGUCCACCACCUUCCCAAGCCCACUUUCUCAGACCAGGGGUCAUAAGAGCAGCUGCAAACACUACGACUUCAACAAAGCGCAGGAGCGAUGAUCAUUUGUCUCGUGAAGAGGCGGAGAGACGAAGAAUAAGAAGGGAGCGGAAUAAACUGGCGGCAGCAAAAUGUCGCAAUCGCCGCCGGGAGCUGACCGAGACACUUCAAAGUGAGACUGACCAGCUGGAGGACGAAAAGUCCACUUUACAGAAGGAAAUUGCUAAUUUACAGAAAGAGAAAGAAAAGCUUGAGCUGGUCCUGGAGGCUCACCGUCCCAUCUGUAAAAGAGAGGACUCUGAUUCCGAUUCUGACCCAAACCCAGCACUGUCCACUUUAGGGGGCAUCAAAAUGGAGCCGCGGGACUCCAGCAGGCCUGGACCUUCAAGAACACUGCCAACAAAGAUGGAGAAGCCGAAACCAAAAAUCACUAUCCCUACCAAGCCUGUGACAACAUCUGCGUCUGCUGUUGUCUUUGAGGCAGAGUCGCUCCACACCCCAAUUCUCAUAUCCACUCCCUCACUCACUCCCUUCACCGCUGGUAUGAUUUUCACCUACCCCUCUGCCUCUUCAGACACCAGCGCCUCCACCACAUCCCACGCUACAUCACAUCAGGGAAAUGUCCACCAUUCUCAAGCCCCACAGCCGUGUGGGGUGGCUCAUCGCCGCAGCAGCAGCAGUGGCGACCAAUCAGACCACUCCCUGCACUCUCCGACCAUCCUCACACUGUGAUUGACGGCCCUGUCAUCCUGAAAACACUAAUGUUCAGUGUGGACACAGUCUAAGUCAUAGUGUGUGAGUGUGUAACAGAAACACUCUCUGGGAGAUGUGACAGAAAUGAAAAUGAUUGUGAUUAACAUUUAAAUACAAGCUAUGAACAUCUGCUUCAUUUAAUCUUUUUAGAAAGUUGGUUCUGCACUUGGAUAAAAUACAGAUUAGCAACAUUAUCAGGAUAUGAUUAUUACACUCUUUAGAUUUUUAAUAUUUUAAAUAUAGUCUUUAUAUUUCAUAUUUUAAUAGCUAUACGGUGGCAUUAGGAAUUAGUUUGAAAGAAUUGCAUGCAGAAUAUAUUAUAUGAAUAAUUAUAAAAGCUAUCUGGGAAUAAAUAUAUAUAAUAAUAUAUUGAUAAUAAUGAGUAUAUAUGAUAUUGCAUUUCGUGACAUGUUACACUUUAUAAAUGUCCUCACCAAGGACAAUAGAGUAUUUACGAAUAAAAAGGUCCUUAUUUUUAUAUGUUUAUUUCAAAAAUGUAUAAUGUCUAUGCAAAUUAUUGACCACUAAGGCUGGACCGUAGGAGUUGAUACAGAUUGUAUUGUCACAUAUUUAUUUUGUAAGAGUGUGUUAUAUUUUUUGAUAAUGUUUUUAUUUUCUCUGACAAAUGAACUGUUUUGGUGGGCAGUGCCUUACUUUUGUCUUGAGUCAAAACUGUAACUGUUUCAGAGACAAUAAAGAACAGAUUGAUAACAGUGUGAAAA